AUUUAUUAGUAUGAAAGGGACCGAAAUGCAAAAGGGACCCCGCGAGCAAGGAAGCCCAAAAGAACAAGCGAUCGGCUCCCCUCCAACAUUCCCGGCCGGCGCCGACGCCGCCGCCUACUGACCCGGUCGAGCUUCCACAGCCACCUGCGCCGCCGCCGGUCAUGAGCGUCACCGCUGCUGUGGCUCCGAACCGCCGCACGCGGAGCCGGCCGCCAUCGGCCGCGUCCUCCCGCAGGUCCGAUGACCCCUCCGCCGCCGCCGCCGCCGCCGCCGCCAACGGAAACGGCGGGGUCUCCUCCAAGCCCGCCUCCCCCAACCACGCCGCAGGGGAGAGGACGGUCCAGAAGCUGCGGCUGUCGAAGGCGCUGACGAUCCCGGAGGGGACAGCGGUCUCGGAGGCGUGCCGGAGGAUGGUGGCGAGGCGGGUCGACGCCGUGCUGCUCACUGACGCCAACGGCCUGCUCUCCGGCAUCGUCACCGACAAGGACAUAGCUACGAGGGUGAUCGCUGAGGGGCUGCGGGUUGAGCAAACAAUCAUCUCCAAGAUCAUGACAAGGAACCCUGUAUAUGUCAUGGCUGACACACUUGCUAUCGAGGCAUUGCAGAAAAUGGUCCAAGGCAAAUUUAGACACCUUCCAGUUGUGGAAAAUGGAGAGGUUAUUGCUAUGCUGGACAUUGCAAAAUGCCUCUAUGAUGCAAUUUCAAGACUGGAAAAGGCAGCAGAACAAGGAGUUGCACUAGCAGCUGCUGUGGAAGGGGUUGAGCGACAAGUAGGAGGAAACUUCUCAGCUCCUCACACUCUUAUAGAGACUCUAAGAGAACGGAUGUUUAAACCUUCUUUGUCAACCAUUAUCACAGAGAAUACAAAAGUAGCAACUGUUACACCUUCAGAUCCUGUUUAUGUAGCAACCCAAAAAAUGCGUGAAUUACGAGUCAACUCAGUGAUUAUAACUGCUGGAAAUUCACUGCAAGGGAUCUUUACCUCAAAAGAUGUGCUUAUGCGUGUUGUCGCACAAAAUCUUUCUCCUGAGUUAACUCCAGUUGAAAAGGUAAUGACUGCACACCCCGAUUGUGCUACAUUAGACACGACAAUCCUUGACGCACUACAUAUUAUGCAUGAUGGCAAAUUCUUGCAUAUUCCUGUUCUUGAUGGAGAUGGGCGAGUAGCUGCUUGCUUGGAUGUUCUGCAACUUACCCAUGCGACCAUUUCAAUGGUUGAAGGAGGUCCUGGAACUGCAAGUGAUGUGGCGAGCACAAUAAUGCAAAAGUUCUGGGACUCCGCUCUUGCUCUGGAACCUCCAGAAGAGGAAUUUGAUAGUCACAGUGAAUUAUCUUUAGUGAUGCCAUCAGAGGUUGGGGGUGGCAGUAGUAGUAUUUAUCCUCCUGCUGUUGGUAAUUCUUGUGCCUUCAAGCUCCAGGACCAGAAGGGACGUAUGCAUAGAUUUACAUGUGGAUCAGAAAGUUUAGAUGAGUUGAUGUCUUCUGUAAUGCAAAGGUUAGGCAUUGGUGGUGAAAAGGGCACAGUUCAGCUUUUGUACGAAGAUGAUGAAGGUGACAGGGUGCUGCUCAUGACGGAUUCUGAUCUUUCUGGUGCUGUGCUUUAUGCCAAAACAUCUGGAUUGAAGGCCUUGAGGUUGCAUAUCGAUGACUCAGGUUCCAGCAAUGAAGUGACAAAACCAUUGCCAGAGCUGGCAUCGUCCCACGGAAGUCAAUUGACGCAUGUUCAUUAUGGACUGAUGGCUUGUGCGAUUGCUCUAACAGGCGUUGCUUUGAUGGUUUACUUGAAACACUCGAAAGCGUGAAUUUCCAGCGGAAUACACAAUUUUGCAAUGCUUAUAUAUACAACUAAUAUGCACGGAAGGAUCACACAUCUUGGCUCAUCAGAAGGCUAAGAAUGAAGAAAUAAAGGGCCGUCGACGAUACACUGAGUACAUUGGUGGCCCAAAAGCAAUCAGCUGACUGUCAAGUUCUCCGAUGAACUGAAGUCAGUUCUUAUGGUGGGAAGGAAGCCUAGCUGUAACUAUGCAAAUUUUCCUGUUUAUUUUUCACAGGAAUUCGCAGUUUCACGAAUUCUGUGUAACAUGUUCCUUUUACGGCUAUUUCUUGGUCACCACAACUUUGGUAGUGAUGUCGCAGGUUAUCUCCUGAUCUGAGAUGCCGCAUAGCCAUGUAUAUGCAUUUUAUAGCCAUGUAUAUGCAUAUGUGAAUAAGAAACUAAGAAUAAAUCUCUA
Phragmites australis (common reed) is the source of this 2231-nucleotide messenger RNA. Its product is annotated as CBS domain-containing protein CBSCBSPB3-like. NCBI's taxonomy places the organism in Eukaryota, Viridiplantae, Streptophyta, Magnoliopsida, Poales, Poaceae. The coding region runs from base 162 to 1802 and encodes 546 amino acids. Gene Ontology annotation, molecular function: protein binding. The transcript has 14 exons. The record is from RefSeq and is a predicted model, not a curated record.